Messenger RNA from Lachnellula hyalina, 390 nucleotides. Its product is annotated as Thioredoxin-like protein. The transcript has 3 exons. Bases 1 to 390 code for a protein of 129 amino acids. NCBI's taxonomy places the organism in Eukaryota, Fungi, Ascomycota, Leotiomycetes, Helotiales, Lachnaceae. The record is from RefSeq and is a predicted model, not a curated record. Gene Ontology annotation, molecular function: protein-disulfide reductase [NAD(P)H] activity. Gene Ontology annotation, cellular component: cytosol.
AUGCCGCUUCAAGUCUCAACCGAGUCCCCGUCCGCUAUUGCCCAGUCUCUUGACUCAACGAGCUCCCAGCCUUCAUUCUUGGUCGUCUACGCUUCGCAUGUCAACGGAAGGUCCUGGUGCGGCGACUGUAGGGAUGCUGAGCCGUUGGUCGAUGCGAAGUUUGCGGACAGAGGAGAGGUCGUGAAGGUGGUUUAUGCCGGACAGCAGGAUGAAUGGCGCAAGGCAGAGAAUCCAUGGAAGCAAGCACCAUUCUCAGUGACGAAUUUACCUACGAUUAUCAAGGUCACGGGAAAUAAAUGGGAGAGAUUGGUGGAAGAGGAUGUGUAUAAUCAGAAGAAGUUGGAUGCUUUCGUCGGCCCAAACACAAAGCACGCGCAACAACAUCUUUGA